CAUUCCCUGUUUUCAGUGUUUUCCAAAUUUGGGCCGCUCUACUCGGUGCGAAGGCACAGAAACGCUGCCAUGGCAGGGCCUGGCUAUUACGCCAUCAUCAAGUUUUAUUCAGCUGGAGAUGCCAGCAGAGCCCAGCAUGCAUGCAAUGGGCAAAGGCUGUUUCAGAAAUCUCCCUUGAAGGUUUGUGUUUGCACCAAGCAGAAAGGGUUUCAGCAACAAGUCCUUGCUCUCAACAGCAACAAGUGCCAGGAGUUGGCCAAUCACUACCUUGGCUUUAAUGGCUGGUCCAGUCACAUCAUCACACUGCAGAAUGUAUCUGUCUUUGAUGAUGAGAAUGAGGAACUGGAAAAGACAUUACAGAAACGAUCCGUGAAAUACCUGUGUGCUGUGGAGGUGACAUUGCCCAACCACGGGGUACGCACCAGGGGAGUUGCCCUCGGCGAGGCAGACAUAGAAAACGGUGAAGAUCCUCUCGAGUUCCUCACAGCCUCGAGGAGAGCUCAGAAACUCGCAACUGGGAAGGCUUUGUCUAGUGCCUUUCAGAAGAUACUCCUCGUAGUCUUAGAGAAUGGGAAAGUGGCCGUGGAGUACAAUUUCACCCAAGAGGAGCUCACAGACUCCUUAACAGAAGAGGAACUGAAGGGGCUUGUUGAGGUAAACCCAGUGGAUAUUGAGCUUUUGCACAGGACCUGGAUGUCACAUCUGUUAACUGUUACAGCCUCUGACACCUUCUUUUUAUGCAGCAAUUGA
Molecule: messenger RNA, 750 nt
Organism: Antrostomus carolinensis (chuck-will's-widow)
Lineage: Eukaryota; Metazoa; Chordata; Aves; Caprimulgiformes; Caprimulgidae
Gene: RDM1
Product: RAD52 motif containing 1
Exons: 5
Cellular component (GO): nucleolus
Molecular function (GO): RNA binding
Source: RefSeq, a predicted model, not a curated record